Messenger RNA from Felis catus (domestic cat), 8627 nucleotides. RefSeq names its product HUS1 checkpoint clamp component B (gene HUS1B). Gene Ontology annotation, biological process: nucleotide-excision repair; double-strand break repair via homologous recombination; meiotic DNA integrity checkpoint signaling. Lineage: Eukaryota; Metazoa; Chordata; Mammalia; Carnivora; Felidae. The record is from RefSeq and is a predicted model, not a curated record. Gene Ontology annotation, cellular component: nucleolus; checkpoint clamp complex; site of double-strand break.
AUCUGAAGCAGGCUCCAGGCUCAUCUGUCAGCACAGAGCCCAACGUUUGGCUCAAACUCACGAGCUGUGAGAUUAUGACCAGAGCCGAAGUCGGACGCUUAACUGACUGAGCCACCCAGCCACCCCAGUAAUGGAGUUAUUUAGCAUUGUUUUGGAAGUUAUAUAACAAAAGCAGUCAGGCAAUUAAAGUAAGUGAGACAUAAAUAUUGAAGAGCAAACGUCCAAGUUAUGAUAGGAUUUGAAGGUAAUAAGUUUUCUGUAGAGAAAACAUUAAGGAAAAGAUCAUUUGGAAAAUGAUUUCAAUUGAGAGAGACUCAGUGCUCAGUAAGUUGCCUGGCUUCAAGAUAAAUUACAUGGGCUUCUCUGUGAACAGAGCUGAACAGUUUAUUGACAGUUAUAAAUGAUUUGAAUGUGUGGGAAGAUUCAGUAUUGUAGAUAGUUUAAAUGUCCUGAGAUUAUCUAGAUAGUCAAUGUAAUUGAUAUAUUUGUUCAUUUAACAAAUAUGUGUUGAGUGUCAGUGAUAUCCAGGUGGAUGUUCUAAAUGCUGGGUGUGUAGCAGUGUAUGGAAAUAUAAAAAACCCUUUUCUUCUGGGACUUACAGUCUGGUUAGUAGAGGUAAAUAAAAGAAGCAGGAAUAUAGUAUGUCAGGGUCAUGAUAAUCCCAUCAAAAUUUUAGUAGGGUUAUUUUUAGAAUCUUACACAAUAUUUUAAAGUUCAUUUGGAUCAAUACCUAUGACAGGAUGGUAAAGAUAACUUGUUAAAGAUUAUUUGUCCUAUUGAAUAUUUCAUUAAAAUAACUAUGUUAUAGUUACAAAAUACAUCAGUGGGACAAAAUAUAGAAGGUCUAGAAAUAGUCUCAAAUGAGGAUUUUUGUCAUUAAUAAAAGUGGCAUUUCAGACUAGUGGAGAAAACAAUGGAUUGUUCAGUGAAAUGGUAUUUGGUCAACUAGCUAUUUAAUACUCCAAAGUAGAUUCCAAAUGAGUUAGGUAAUUAAGAAGAUAAAACAACAUUAAAGUACCAGAAACAUGACUUUGAAAGCAUGAUUCUAGAAGUAGCAAAGAAAAGGUUAAUAGGUUUGACAUUAAAAAAGACUCAAUUUCCUAAGAGCAAAGAGCACCAUAAACAAUGUGAAAAGACAAAGGAUAAACUGGGAAAGAUAUUCACAGUGUAUAAAGUGGACAGAGAGUUAAUGUUUUUACUAGAGGUCUUAAAAUCAAGGAAAAUAAACCUAAUAAAAAGUUGCAAUCAUCAUUAAAAUGGAAUUCACCCACAAUGCAGGUUGAGAGCAUUUAUUUUACUUUGCUUAUCAAAUUGCUACAGAUUAAACAGAUUGCUACUACCCAGUGUCCCUGGUGGAAGGGUGUGUUGAUAAAGCUUUUCUGCAGGCCAGUUUGGUAAUAUGUACAUGUUAGGAUCUUAAAUGCACAACUUUUGACUGGUAAUUCGUCUUUGAAUGUACUGUAGGGAAAUAAUUGGAUAAAUGUGCAAAAAGUUUUAUAGAAAAAUGUUCAUUGUCAUAUUCAUCAUAGCAAAAAAUUGGAAAUUGUCACUUUGAUUAUACAUCACUACAAUGGAAUACUAAGCAGCCUGAAAAUGAUGUAGAUUUAUAUUUGCCAGUGAGGAAAGAUGUCCAUCUUAUAGUUUAUAAAAAUCAGUUGCAAAUGUAUGCCUAAGCAUGCUACAGUUUUAGAAAGCACAUGUAUGUAUGUACAUAUAUGUAUGUACAUAUAUGUCCUGGUUGAUGAAGACAGUAUUAAUGCAUAUACCAACAGAGUGAAAUGUGGCUCUGUGAAAGAUGAUUUCAAUUUUCUUUGUACAGUUUAGAAAGAAUAUUUAGAAGUUUCUGUGGUGGAAUGCCUGUCCUUUUAAUUAGCAGAGUGGAAACAGUAAAGCUCUUUUUAAGGGAGGAGGUAGAGGGAAGAUGAAGAUGGGAACAGAGGCCUUGGUUUUAGGGACCCCAUGUCUGCCAUGCCUUGUUGCCCUUCUCAGGGGGCCUGCAGGUGAGUGGAACCCGAGUAUUGGCUCUGUUGGGACCUGCUACAUGUGGGGUUGUCCCCUGCUGACCAAGCUCUGGAUGCCAUCCUCAUGGCAUCAUGAAGUUUUGUGCCAGCAUUUCUGGCAAAGACUUUAUGGAGCUCUUUAUUCACAUCUGCAGCACCGUAUCAAAGCCGGAGAGAGUCUGUGUGCUGCCACAUGUGCCAGCACAAGUGUGCUUCAGGCCUGAUGACUGCAGCGUCACCUGUGAUGCUAGAGUGUGGUGUGAGGUGAGGGGAGACUUCUUCCACUGGUUUCACAUGAAAGGUGUUUCAGAGGAGUUUAAUGAGAUUUAUUUAGAGCUGCUAUCUGAGCAUUUGUUCAGAGCGGUGAGAAGCGCAGGGAAUGCCUCUGCCCUGAAGCCCCAGUUGACCAAUAAGUGGCUCCCCCACCUCGCCAUGGCUGUGGAGCUGCCAUUGCCCACAGGAUGGACUCUUGUUGUGGUACACAGUGAUUGAUCGCCUGUGAGGUUGCUUCCCAGAAUGGUGUUGGAAGAUUUCCUGGAGCCCAGUGUGCAGGCCCAUGAUGUUAGUGUUUAUCUUCCUGCUUUGAAGACUCUGAAGAGCACUAUAGAAAGGCUAGCAAACUUGGGUGAUCAAGUGCUGGUUGAAGCAAAUCUAAAUGGCAAAAUGAACUUGAGGGUACAAACUGAUGUGUCUAUUAAAAGUUAUUUUAACAAUUUUGGAAAUCCUUCCAAGUCUGCUCAGGAUAUGCCUCAAGAUAGAAACCCUGAGAAUAUGUUGCAAGUACUAGUGGAAAGUAGGAAGCUUCUGUAGUUUUUCGAGGGAAGCAAAAUAAAUCCUACAAUAGCCUUAUGCAAUAUUUUGAGCAAUACUCUUCUUCAUCUUGUUUUGGUUCAUGAAGAUGUCUCUUUUCAGUAUUUUAUUUUUGCUUAUAAAAAUUCAAGCGUCCUGUAUUUUUUUUUUUUCUUUUUAAAGCUUAUGGUCUUUUCAAAACUGAAACAGACCCUGAGUUAAUUGGGUUGCAAGUCUGCACUCUCACUGACCUAUAUAGAAUGUACAUUUUGUUCAGCCCUUCUUCCUUUACAAAGCUUUUAUUAAAAAAGUCAUUGGUGAAAGAAUUGGAUAGUUCAUUUUUUAUGUUUCUUGACUUUUAUCAGUUUUUUUCAUACUUUUUAAGAUGCCAACAAGAAAAAGAUUUUCUAUUUUAACUCUUUUUAACAAAAAGGAUUGUAACAAAAUAAAUAAAAACUUUGAAUCCUGAAACAUUGGAUCAGUUUUUAUUAUAAAAUGCUACCAUGUGAAAUGGGAACUUCAUUCUUUUAAAGCAAGUAUAAUUUUCUGAGGGAGUUUUCUUAGCUUGAUAUGAUACCUGAAAGGUAUUUAGCAUUUGUGCGUAUUACAUAGUUUUUAUUAAGCUGUUUUUUGGUCAAAGUAUGUAUUAAUGUAUAUUCAUAGUUUUAGAUUUAUCAUCUACAAAGCUUGAGUUGGUUAUUAGGCUCACUAAUAGUGCAUCUUAUUCACUGUGAUUCAAGGAAAUGGUCAGUUUAUGUUUACUAAGAUAUUUCUUAUGGGUAACUUUUAUAUAAACCUAGUUUUCAUUUUUUUCCCCAUAGUAUUACAUUAUUCUAAUAGAAAAUGAUUCUUAAUGUUUCAAUAUUUUGAGAAGAGGAAGGAGGAGUUAUAAAGGACUACUACAGUGAUUAGAGGGAAGGUUUAUAUUCUUUCAUAUUAAAUUUUACUUUUUUAAUGGCUUAUGCAAUAAGACAAGUCUUUAACUUGGCAGCCUUUAUUUUUGCAGACUCAGUGAACUCCCAUGGCUACAUUUUAAUCACUAAUGAAUAAUUUCCUACUAGAUUUGGUGAUAAAAUGCUUAAAUUUGCUAAUUUAUUUUGUUUUGCUGAUUUGUAAAUUCCAUUCAUGCUGUUGUGGAAAGAACACAGAAACAUGAGACCUAGGCAAGUCACUUGAACUCUGGCUCUUUAAGAUCUUUCAGUUUGAGCAGAUUCCGUUUCAGUCCUCUGAGGGUUUCAAUGUAAGAAGAUUAAAUAGUUGUUUUAAAAAUUAUUUCAAACGUAGUAUCUUAAAAUUAUUAACAUAACUUUCAGAAUUAUGGCUUAAGUUUUUUUCUAAUUUAUGAAUUAAACACAGUUGCUUGGUGAAUAUUUUAAAGCUUUUUAAAUGAAAGAUGAAAAUGUAAAACAAAUACUUUAACUCAGUGAGAAAAUUAUAAGAUAUGCACUUUUUUUUUUUCUGUGCAUAACACAGAAAUGACUUCUCAUACUUGUUUCUAGUAUCUUUUCCAAUUUUUUUUCCUUUGGUUUAUUAAUUGAGAAUUUUCAAGCUGUAGUAAAAGUCUGCCUUUUUACCUCUCCUUCCUUCCCUCCGUCUGUCUCUCUGUCUCUCCCUCUCUCCCUCUAUCUUUUCCUGUGCCUCUUUUCUCUGUAUUUAAUAAAACCAGGAAAAUGAAAAAAAAACCUAUUCUUUGUUUUGGAAAAUACAUAUUUGUGCACUUUAAUCUAAGGUAAAUUAUUAUGAUGGUUAACUUUUAAUAAUUCAUUAACAGAAAGUAUCUAUAAAAGUUUUGUAGCCUAGUCUUUGUAAUGUAACUUUUGAAAACGGAGAGGUGUAAUUUAUUCCUCUACUCAACCUACAGGUAUGUUGCUAUUAAAGAAAAAUUAAAAGACCAUCUCAUACUGUAACAUCUAAAUAUAAGGUCUUAAAAAUUCAGAUUCUUUCAAUGGUCUAGUAAAAAAUGUUUAUAAUGAAUACAAACAUUUUAAAAUAACAUGUUUUUAUUAUAGUUUAGUUGUGAAAAGUCAGGCACUGCCAGUUUCUAGUCUUACAAUUAUUAAUUGAAUUUAAAAGCCUGGUCCAAUGAGUAAAGUUCUUACAGAAUCAUCCUUAGGGAUGAUCUCAUCUACCCACCUUAUUUAUAGAUAAGAAAACAGUUUCAGAGGGCAUAAAAGUAAGGGCUUUUAAUUUUCUUUUCUUUUUUAAUGUUUAUUUUUGAGACAGAGACAGAGACAGCAUGAGCAAGGGAAGGUCAGAGAGAGAGGCACAGAAUCUGAAGCAGGCUCCAGGCUCAGCUAUCAGCACAGAGCCCGAGGCGGGGUUCGAACCCACAAACCCUGAGAUGGUGACUUGAGCCAAAGUCCUAUGCAGCAUUGACUGAGCCACCCAGAUGCCCCAGGGCUUUUAUCCGUUAUUGCCAUUGUUAAUGCCAGGACCCAUUUUAAAACCCUGAUCUACAAACUAUGUAUGUUAAGUAUUUGAGCUUGGUCUAUUAUGGCUUAGUUUAGAGACUUAACAGAUUGGAUAUACUUUUGUUUAUCAAAAUAAAUCUAGAUUGCCUUGUGACUCUAUUACUUAUCUGAAAAGAUAAAAUUUAAAUGAAAAAAGUCCAAAACAUUUUAAAAGCUGUUGUCUGUUGUCCUUGUGUGAAGAUAUCCUUUGUUCUUGCAGGUAGGAAGGGGUUUAUCUGCCAGAAAACGGUAAUUCUCUGGAAGACCAAUACACAUUAAAAAAUCAAGGCAUCAAGUUUAGAAAUUAUUUCAGCUUCUGUUUCUGUAUUUUAGAGAAACACUACUAAGAAGCAGGAAAACACUUAGGCUUUUAUGUUUCACUGUAUCUUUAGAAAAUAAAUCAUUGAUGAAAUGUGUAAGGUUAAUACUAUAUUAUUUUAAUUAAAUGAGGUUUAUGACAAGGCAAAGCCAAAUUUUUGUUAACCUGUUUAGUAUAUUUGCAUAAGAAAGACCUUAGGACAGAUUUUCAAAGACUACUGGUAUUGCAUUUGGAAAUCUUUGUGAGGAAAAUUUGUAGAUACUUAAUGACAAGUACAGAUGAGAAUUUUCCUUUAAAAAUGUCUCUGUUAGUCUGGCAUGGGUUUUGAAACGGAAAAUGUUUGGAGAUGAAUCCUGUUUUUUAAGGCUUAGACUCUUCCCUCAUAGUGAUAAGAAAUUAUUUAUUUGUGACACUAAACAAAACAUUAUAAUGUAGGAUAUUUCUAAUUUGGGGCAGGUUGAAAAGAGAUCUCUUUCUAUAAUUCAUUUUACAAAUAAUUACUGAGUGCAUACUCAGUGGUGGGCAUUGUUUUAUGUGUUUUGGACCUUGUAGAGUAAAAAGUAGAUAUUCUUAUAUUACUAAAUUAAAUGCCUAAAUGGUCUUCCUGAGAUAAUGGUUUGCCCAUGUUUGGGGACAUGUAAGUAAUGUUUCAUGGUAAGGAAAUACCAUUAAUUUUUACAUAUGAGCCAGUAUAAUGAAUGCUGGAUUUUCAGCUGCCUCUGAUUUGAAUGUCUGGAACACAGCUGUACUCCUCAAUCAUAAAUAAGAAAAUAGAUCAUACUUUUUGAUUCAUUAUCAUUACUAGUGGCCCAGACAUUACCUAUUGUUACCAGACAUUACUUUGUUUUACUUGGACAAACUUUGAGGUUAACAUAGUUAAGAUUAUGAUCCUCUAUAUAUAAAUGCUCUCAAAAUGGAUUUGAAAUACUGGAAGUAAAUCGGCAACUACUUCUUAGUAGUGUUUCUCUGUUUGUUUGUUUGUUGGAGUGGGGAGGGUUUCUUUUUUUUUUUUUCUUUUUCUUUUUUUAAACUAGAGUUUCUCUAAUUUCAAUUCUUUUUCACACCAGAAUGAGCAGUAACUCAGUCACAUAGGAAGCAACUAAGGUUCUCAGAAUGUGGGCUAUCAGAUAGAAAAAUGACCUCAUAGUAUGCAGUGUGGUAUAAAGGAAAGAGUGAUAUUAGACUCCUAGGAGCCAGGAAACCAAGGAUAUGGUCUGUUUUAUAAGUACUUAGAUGUGUGACCUUGAAAUAAUUAUUUAACAUCUUUGGGUUGCAAUUUCUUCAGAUGACAGGUCUAGGCAUUAAUUGGAUCAAGUCUCUUGGCUUUGAUUCUGUUGAGUACUGACAUGUCCUACUGAUAAUCACCACCACCAUGUGAAGGGUAGCUGACAGUCUAAUAUUUUAUUACCUUUUCAGUAAUAUUCUGAAUGUUUUCAUCCUACUGUUUUUCUGGAAAUAAAGAUUGUAAGAUAUUUCUGCUUAAAUAUUCUUUAGAUUCUGAAAGUAAUCAGUUGAAGCCACAUGCUUAUCUGUUUUAUAGUCUAAUACUAAAGACAGGGAUUAAUACUAUAAAGAUAAUUAAACCACCACUCAACAGUGGUCUAAUUUUCCAUGCCAAUUGAACAAAGCAUUUUCCUUUGUCCAGAACUGUAGACAUUAAUCAGUGAGGCAGCUUAAUUACCCACUCUUUCCUUAGUGUUUGUUUUCCCUGCAGUGUUAUGGUAUCUUUGGGAACAAUAUAAUUUCUGUUAAUUAAAGCAGUUGUCAGAACUUUGUGUUGAAAUACGUCUAUGCUUUCUUGAAAAAUUUUAUUAAUAUAUGUUAGCUUACUAAAUUUCAGGCUUAACGAUUUAUAAUAGUUUUCAAGCACAUUCUCAAAACAAGCUUUAUACUCUUUUGUACAUGCUUAGAAACAUGUUUAAAGAGAUAGUACUAUAUGACCCAUUAAAAGAAUAUUUAUUUUUGAAAUUUUUAUAAUUUUAGUGUAUUUACUAAAUAUAGUUAAAUAUAUGGGACUUGGUAAAUAUUCUUUUUUUAACCAAACAUUAGUUUUAGCAUGUCUUUUGUUUAGUAGUUGUUUAUUCAUUGCUUAUUUGUGCAUUUUGCUAAUGUGAAUAUGCAAGUAAAUAUUUAUCUGUUGACUAACAGUGGACCUUGUACAUUGAUUAGUAGGAGAAUAAUAAUUUGAUUUAGUUUUGCUUUAUUUUAAAAUAUUAACAAAGCAUUAUUGAGAACUUUUUAUUUUGAUACAAGUUCAAACUUACAGAAAACUUAAAAAAAAUAGUAAAAGUAACUCACUCCUGUAAACUUAUAAGAAAAUACAGUGGUGGGGUGCUUAGGUGGCUCAGUCAGUUAAGAGUCCAGUCUCAGCAUAGGUCUUGAUCUUAGGGUCUUGAGUUUAUGCCCCAUGUUGGGUUCCAUGUUGGGCAUGGAGCCCAUAUAAGGAAAAAAAAAUAUGGUAAAUAACAACUGUAAGCUCUUUAGCUAGAGUGACCAAUUGUUUACUUUUCUUUUUUUCUCAAGUUUUUAUUUAAAUUCCUGCUGGUUAACAUACAGUGUAGUAUUAACUUCAGGUGAAGAAUUUAGUGAUUCAGCACUUCCAUACAACACGUUGUUCUCAUCACAAGUGCCAUUCUCAUCACAAGUGCCCUCCUUAAUCCCCGUUACCUAUUUAACCCAACCCCCACUUUUGAUAUAUUUACUUUUUGUCCCAUUUAUUUUUAUUAUUCUGUCAGUCUGUCAGUAUGUAUUUCUUUAACUCAUUUGAAAAUAUGGUGCAAACAACAUUUUUUCCCUACAUACUUCAGUAGGUAACUAAGAACAAAGACAUUCUCUUACAUUACCACAAUACAUUUAUCAAAGUGAGAAUUUAAUAAUAAUACCAUACUAUGUAAAUGGCAGUUCCAAUUCAGAUGGUGAUAAUUUGUCCAAUUUUGUACUUUAUAGAAGGUAUUUUUUUCCUCUUCUAGAAUCCAUCCAGGAUCGUGCAGUAUAUUUAGUUGUAAUGUGUCUUUUCUCUCUGUCUUUUUUUUAAAAUAUUUUAUUUAUUUUUGAGAGAGAGUGCAAGCA